CCACUCGAGAGCCCGACCCGAACUUUCAAAACUACACCAUUACCACCUCAAACAUCCAGAUCAAGGUAGCUCCUCGAUCCAAUACUCCGCAGUCUCCUCCGCCAUAUACAACUGCUCUCCGCCAUGGACACCGCCGGUUCACCCGACCCAAAUCCACCACAACCCACCGCCACCACCACCGUCAUCGACGAUCCACUAAACAACCCAUACACCUCCCUAAACACCCUCUGCCACGACCUCUCCGAUCUCCAAGACCUAGCAGCUCGCGGCGCUUGGAAAUCAAUCCUCGAUAAAGUCGGCCACGCGCGUUCCCUCAACCUCCUCACUAAACCCCACGAACACCUCACCUACCUCACCUUCAACGCCUUAGCUCUCACCAAGCUCCGCCGCCCCGUUGACGCUAAUCAAGAGCUUGAAACCCUCCUCGAAAAUGGCCAAGAAGAUUUCAACUCCCCUCAAUUCCAUUACCAAAGUUACCCUUCUCAUUACCCCAACAUGAAGGGCAAUUUCGUCCCUUUUGCUCUCCGUUGGCUCCACGCUUAUCUUCCCCAGGCGCUUGGCCAGCGCGUGAAGUCACUCGACCGGCUUUACACCCUCCUUGAUUACAUUAGAUCAAAAAAGGUUGAAACUUUAACCAAUCCCAGUAAGGAAUCUUGGAAAAGGAGGGAAGUUUUGGUGUUGAACACGAUAAUUAGUCACCAUUUGAGUCAAAAAGAUUUUAAAUUGUGCUUGGAAUUGUUGAAUAUGUUGAUUGAGUUAUGUGGGAAUGAUGAUCUGAAUGUGUUGUCAAAAUUAGGGUAUGUAAAAAUGCAGUAUGGUGAUGUGGAGGGCGCGAAAAAGGCGUUUAAUUCGGUGGAGGGGAUGGUAGGGAGUGAAAGUGAAGUGGGGUUGAGGAAUUUGGUGAGUAGGAAUAAGGCAUUAAUGUAUAUAGUGGAGAAAGAUUAUGUGUCUGCAGUUAGGGAAUAUGAAGUGUGUAUCGAGAGGGAUGGAAUGGACAUGGUGGCAAUGAAUAAUAAGGCUUUGUGUUUGAUGUAUUCGAGGGAUUUAUCCGAUGCUAUUAAGGUUUUGGAGAAUGCUUUGGAGAGGGUUCCGACUGUGGCGUUAAACGAGACUCUUGUGGUGAAUUUGUGUAGUAUGUAUGAAUUGGCUUAUGUUAAUCAUUCGGAUAUUAAGAGGACGCUUAACAAUUGGAUUGCUAGAGUUGCUCCUGAUGAUUUUGACUCAACUUGUACUCGAACAUGAGAAAGGCUAUGUAUUGGCAUGCAUUGGAUGCUAGUCAGUAGUCACUAGCUUUUUACUAUUUAGACCUUUUGACACAAUGGGGACAUUCAUAUUCUAUUCCAGAAUUGAAACUAAAUGAACAUGUUAUGCUAUGAUUUGGCAAAUUAGAUUGAGGAUGGAAUGUUGUUGUGAUCUGCAAGUUGCAUUGAAGCAAAGACUCUCUACAUGUUGUUUAGAGUAAUUCUAUAAGGAGGGGUUCAGACCAUAGUCUUCUAGGAUCAUCUGGAAACGACUUCUUGCAGUUUGGCUAAUUUGUAGGAAAAGAUAUAUUGCUGUUUGGUUGGAUUUGUACCUGGUGUUAUGCACCGAUCUAGCUGAAUCCUGCUUGAUACAACGUUAUGAACUCCAGUCCUCUUAAAUAAUGUGUCUUCUUUGGCUGGUGAUCCUUUCAUUUUAUCAGCUGACAAUAGUUUAUCCUAUGUACUAACUAGUUGGUUUCGAUCUUGUUAUGUAGCUUACUCACAUUUUUCUGG
Nicotiana tabacum (common tobacco) is the source of this 1754-nucleotide messenger RNA. RefSeq lists its product as uncharacterized. The record is from RefSeq and is a predicted model, not a curated record. NCBI's taxonomy places the organism in Eukaryota, Viridiplantae, Streptophyta, Magnoliopsida, Solanales, Solanaceae. Gene Ontology annotation, molecular function: protein binding.